Mastomys coucha (southern multimammate mouse) is the source of this 1649-nucleotide messenger RNA. RefSeq names its product tumor suppressor 2, mitochondrial calcium regulator (gene Tusc2). NCBI's taxonomy places the organism in Eukaryota, Metazoa, Chordata, Mammalia, Rodentia, Muridae. Gene Ontology annotation, cellular component: mitochondrion. The record is from RefSeq and is a predicted model, not a curated record. The transcript has 3 exons. Bases 132 to 464 code for a protein of 110 amino acids. Gene Ontology annotation, biological process: regulation of mitochondrial membrane potential; inflammatory response.
ACAGCAGAGCCUGCGGAAGGCGGCGGCGGCGGCGGCACCUGCGAGUGGAAGCUGGGCCAGGGCAUGGUCGCGCCCGCCGCGCUGUGAGAGCGGAGCGGCCGCUGGGUCCGCCAUGCGCCGGCGGCGCUGACAUGGGCGCCAGCGGCUCCAAAGCUCGGGGCCUCUGGCCCUUCGCUUCCACCGCGGGGGGCGGCGGCCCAGAGGCGGCAGGCUCCGAGCAGUCUUUGGUGCGGUCUCGAGCCCGAGCAGUGCCUCCCUUCGUAUUCACGCGCCGCGGCUCCAUGUUCUAUGAUGAAGAUGGAGAUCUGGCUCACGAAUUCUAUGAGGAGACAAUCGUCACCAAGAAUGGGCAGAAGCGAGCCAAGCUGAGGCGGGUACAUAAGAAUCUGAUUCCUCAGGGCUUCGUGAAGCUGGAUCCCCCCCGAAUCCACGUGGAUUUCCCAGUGAUCCUCUAUGAAGUGUGAGCCUGUGGUAUGGCAGACACGAGUACCCACUGCCCCAGCAAGAAACUCCCAGGACCAAGGUGUAGCUUCCAUUCAGGAGUCCAGGCUGGUGCCACAAUCCUGAAUAAACUAAACUCCAUUGGCCCAGAACCUUCAGUUGUAAGAGGGGCAGACCCUCAGUGUUAACUGGUAUUGCUUUAUGUCUGAACAAUAAGCGGUGGGUGGCUGGUGAGGGCUAAUGACAGAAUUACCAGCCCGUCUCCCCCAGCCACUUCUGCAAGAAGCAUGACAGGACACAUGCCGGUCAGGAAUGCCUGGUUCCUCCUUACUUGCCUGACCUGCUUUCUUCCAAGCUUGCCUAGGGCCCGGCCCUCCUAGAAGCUACAGCACUUUACAAGCAGAGUCUGCCUUCUUCCGGCCCCUGGGCUGUAGGGGCUCUACCCAAGUGAGAACUUCCUUUCCCUCACUCCCCUUACCCUUAGUCAGAGCAUUUCAGCCGUUUGCUACCUCGAUUCCUCCUGUAUCGGACUGACUGGAGAUGUGAGCCAGCCUCCUCCUUCCUGCCUACCUGCCACGUGCUCCCACUCUAAGCUGGACACUUUGCUGGCUUUCAGUAAGAAUGGGGACCGGUGUGGAGGCUGCUCCCUUCACCCAGGGCUGGACUGAUCUCUCCUGAUUUCAACCAGUUGCCCUCAAGUUGAGAGGGUACAGGCCGGGGUCAGGACAGGCUAUGGUCGCCUGUACCUGUGGGGACUUGCCCCAGACCACAUAUUCCGUCACCUCCCUUGUCUUUGCACCAGUCCCACAAAUCCCCAGUUGUAGGGGAGAGGUGGUCCACCACCUAAUGGUAAGAAACAACUAGGGCUGGUGCCAGUAGCAAUGAGGAGCCCAUCCCCCCCCCUUCUCCUACAGUAUCUUUACCCCUUCAGGGUCCGGUAAGGGAAAGUACUGGAGCUCCUUGGUAAGGACAGAAAGGAGGGGGAAAUACAUAAAAGGCGUAAUUAAAAUGUGAAGGUUUGUAAAUAGCCUAGACCAUGAUAAUGUUGGGGCAGCGUGUGAUUUCUAUAGAGAUGGCUUUAAAAAAAACUAUUUGUGGAAGCUCUGUGCUUCCAGAGUGUGGGAAAUGGCUUGGGGAGAGCGGUUCCCAGCAUAGGAAGACUGUUGUGUUAUUUGUUCAAUUUCAAUAAAAAUUAUUUGUAGACCCUG